Molecule: messenger RNA, 1241 nt
Organism: Mytilus californianus (California mussel)
Lineage: Eukaryota; Metazoa; Mollusca; Bivalvia; Mytilida; Mytilidae
Exons: 8
Coding region: 107-1237 (376 amino acids)
Source: RefSeq, a predicted model, not a curated record
UUUAGCACACACAUAACUAUGCAGUCAGAAGUGGAUAUUUGUUGGAUACUUAUACUUUCCGCAAAGAAGUUUGGUGCAGCAAUGGGUUGACAGUACAGAAACUAUAAUGUCUGAUUAUGACGAUAUUUCAGCCGUUGUCUUUGACAACGGUUCGGGUGUGACCAGAGCCGGUUUUUCUGGGGAUGAAGCCCCAAUGUGUGCAUACAGCACAGUAAUAGGAAGACCAAGGGCAGAUGCAAAAUGCAAAGGUAUGGAUUCUAAAGAUUACUAUGUUGGAGAUGAGGCACAGAAAAGACGCGGUUUGCUUUCCCUGGAUUAUCCAAUAGAACAUGGAAUUGUAACAAAUUGGGACGACAUGGAACUAAUAUGGCAUGAUAUUUACAAGAGUUAUCUAGAGGUACCACCAGAGGAGCACCCAUGUCUCCAAACAGAACCUCCACUAAAUCCAAAAUAUAACAGGGAGAAAAUGGCACAGAUAUUUUUCGAAAAGUUUAAAGUACCUGCAUUUUACGUGAGCAUGCAAGGUGUUUUGUCAAGUUAUUGGUCAGGGAGAGGCUCUGCAAUCAUGCUAGAAAUAGGAGAUGGUGUGACACAUAUAGUUCCUGUUUGUGAAGGAUAUUGUAUACAGCCUGCCGUUAAGAAAUUAGAUUUAGGAGGCAGAGACCUUACCUCCUAUUUGCAGACUCUGCUGCAUGAAAAAGGACACGGUUUUGUAACAACUGGUGAUUUUGAAAUUGUUAGAGAAAUGAAGGAAAAAAUGUGUUAUGUUGCGGAAGAUUAUUCAAAAGAAAUUACUUUGUCGGAAUGUUUUCCUGAUGUUGAUAAGUCAUAUGAACUUCCAGAUGGAAACUUGAUUACUAUUGGUAAGGAGAGGUUCCAGUGUCCAGAGAUUUUGUUUCGACCUUCGAAAGAUAUAGGAUCUGAUGGUAUUCACAAGUUAUUGUACGACUCAAUAAUGGCAGUUGACAUGGACUGGAGAAAACAUUAUUUUACAAAUAUAGUUAUAUCUGGUGGUUGUACAAUGUUCUCAGGAUUUGCAAAGCGUCUGCAGAACGAAUUUGCAGCUUUGAUUCCAGAACGCAUGCUAACAAACGUAGUUGCUCCCCCAGAAAGAAAAGAUUCCUCGUGGAUUGGUGGAUCAAUUCUUGCUUCGUUAUCAACAUUUCAAUCCAUGUGGAUCACAAAUGCAGAGUACGAGGAAUAUGGACCCGAUAUUGUUAACAGAAAUUGUUAUUAAAUCA